Molecule: messenger RNA, 958 nt
Organism: Cannabis sativa
Lineage: Eukaryota; Viridiplantae; Streptophyta; Magnoliopsida; Rosales; Cannabaceae
Product: glycolipid transfer protein 3
Exons: 6
Coding region: 119-790 (223 amino acids)
Biological process (GO): intermembrane lipid transfer; ceramide transport
Cellular component (GO): cytosol; membrane; cytoplasm
Molecular function (GO): ceramide 1-phosphate transfer activity; ceramide 1-phosphate binding
Source: RefSeq, a predicted model, not a curated record
AAAGUCUUGCUUUCGAGUUAUAUAUAUAUAUAUACAAAACGUCCAAACGCACCUUAAUCUUAUAUAUAUCAAAAGUAGAGCUUGAGAAAAUACACCAAAGCUAAUAAAAGAGAAUAUAAUGAAGAGGAAAAGAUCAGAAGUAUUGGAGAUAAAUGGGUCAGAGAUAAGAUCCGCCAUUGAAGAGCUUACUAUGCUUGUCAAGCUAAUCAAUAUUAAUAAAAAUGAUGCCAAAAUCCCCACCAUGCCUUUUCUUUCUCUCUGCAACUUAUUACUUCUCCAAGUUCUUGAUAAGAUAGGACCAACUAUGACUGUUCUUAGAAAAGACAUACAUCAAAACAUUCAGAGAGUGGAAAAGGUUGUGGAAUCUGAUCCUUCAGUGUAUUCAAAUGUGGUGAAAAUAUUGAAGAAAGAGGAAACUGAAGGCACUUCCAAAAUGAGAACUAGUUGUAGUAGAGCCUUUGUCUGGCUUACAAGAUCAUUGGAUUUCACAGUGGCCUUGUUACAAAACUUGACAAAGGAUUCUGAGCUGAACAUGGAACAAGCAGUGGAAGAGUCUUAUAAUACUACUCUCAAAUCAUGGCAUGGUUGGAUUUCAUGGGCUGCUUAUAAAGUAGCUGUAAAACUAGUGCCUGAGAAGAAAGUUUUCAUGAGUGUGCUCUUGGCAAAAGAAGAAAAAUAUGAAACCCUAAAAGAAGAAAUUCAGACAUUGAUUUCUUUAUUUGCUCCUUUUCUAGAAGAAAUCCACUCUGUUCUGGUUUUAUAUCGACUAGAUAGGAUAAAGACUCCCUAAUAUAGCAUUUGUAUAUAUAACUAAGACUAUGUAAUAAGAUGCUUAUUUGUUUUUUUCUUUUCUUUUCUUUAGUCAUUUUUGUAUUUUCGAUAAAAUGCAUGUAACAUAUGUAAAAAUAUUGAUUUGCUGUAGCUUUAAUUUGCAGCCAAAAUGACAACUUAAUUUAGU